Messenger RNA from Epinephelus fuscoguttatus (brown-marbled grouper), 1198 nucleotides. It is a transcript of the gene psmb13a, whose product is annotated as proteasome 20S subunit beta 13a. Gene Ontology annotation, molecular function: threonine-type endopeptidase activity. Gene Ontology annotation, cellular component: proteasome core complex. The coding region runs from base 73 to 900 and encodes 275 amino acids. The record is from RefSeq and is a predicted model, not a curated record. The transcript is spliced from 8 exons. Lineage: Eukaryota; Metazoa; Chordata; Actinopteri; Perciformes; Serranidae.
GGGAGAGGUGACGCUCAGAACAGCGACCUCAGGCGCACUGAGACGCGCAGAGAAGACGCAGUCAGAUCCAGUAUGGCGCUAUCAAAUGUCCUCGAAACUCCUGCAGCUGGGUUUAAUUUCGACAACGCAGCAAGGAAUGCUGCAUUAGAGGGUCUUUUUGGUGAGGGACAGACACCUAAAGCGAUGAAAACAGGCACCACCAUAGCAGGAGUUGUGUUCAAGGAUGGGGUGGUGCUGGGAGCAGACACAAGAGCUACCUCCAGUGAAGUGGUGGCUGACAAGAUGUGUGCCAAGAUCCACUACAUUGCUCCAAAUAUAUAUUGUUGUGGAGCAGGCACAGCAGCAGAUACAGAGAAGACCACAGAGCUGCUCUCCUCCAACCUCACCAUAUUCUCUCUGAACAGUGGGAGGAACCCUCGAGUUGUAAUGGCCGUCAACAUAUUACAGGAUAUGUUGUACAGGUAUCACGGCCAAAUCGGUGCCAAUCUUAUACUUGGAGGAGUGGAUUGCACUGGGAACCACCUGUACACAGUGGGGCCGUAUGGGAGUGUAAAUAAGGUGCCCUACCUUGCAAUGGGAUCUGGUGAUCUCGCUGCUCUUGGGAUUUUAGAGGACGGGUUCAAACCUGACCUGGAGCUGGAGAAGGCGAAGGAGCUCGUGCAUGUUGCCAUCCACGCGGGCAUCAUGAGUGACCUCGGCUCAGGCAACAACAUCGACAUCUGUGUCAUCACCAGGCAGGGAGUGGACUACAUCAGACCCUACCAGGUGUCAGAGUUCAAAGACAACAGGAAAAUAAAAUACAAAUAUCGUCCAGGCACAACACCGGUUCUGACAAAGAAAGAAGUCCCCUUAAAGCUGGAAGUUGUACAGGAGACCGUGCAGCAGAUGGAUACAGCCUGAGUCACGACACAUUCUCACCACAUAAAUACCACAACAAUAAGCAGUAAAAGUCUUUCAAUUUAAUAUGUUACUCACUAAUUUUUAAAUAUAAGAAGUGAAACAUCUCAGAUAUUAGAUAAACACUGUCAUCAUGGUUUCUACUCUGCUGUUAUGCUUCACUGUGAUGUGGAAAAGGUCAGAAAUACUGCAGGAGUUAGUACUACAGUUAGCAGAGAGACUGCUACCAGGCAACAAUGAGAAGACUGUAACAUGUUUUUACAAUCGGGAUUAUAAUAAAAUGUCAUUGAAUAAAAUUUCA